Micromonas commoda is the source of this 1956-nucleotide messenger RNA. RefSeq lists its product with no specific name. The record is from RefSeq and is a predicted model, not a curated record. Bases 1 to 1956 code for a protein of 651 amino acids. The transcript has a single exon. Gene Ontology annotation, molecular function: monooxygenase activity; oxidoreductase activity, acting on paired donors, with incorporation or reduction of molecular oxygen; iron ion binding. NCBI's taxonomy places the organism in Eukaryota, Viridiplantae, Chlorophyta, Mamiellophyceae, Mamiellales, Mamiellaceae.
AUGCUGGCGGGCGCGCCGGGCACCGCGGCGGCGGCCGCGGCGGCGUCCGUCCUCGCGCUCGAGGGAGGCGAGCAUGCGCUGGCGUGGGGCGUCGCGUUGUACGUAAUCUGCGUCGCGACGUGGACGCUCGCGGACGCGGUCGGGGCGAGGCUGGUGUUCAGAGGGAAGAUCCCGAGCGUGCCGUGGCGACCCAACCUCAUGUUCAACGUUUACGCCACGCCAAGGCGCAACCUCCUGGACAGGAUCUCGCGCAGGAUGGCCGCCGCGCGGGAUGGGAACGACGCGACGACGAAGCAUCGCCAUCGCCAUCGAGCGUUCGCGACCGUGGUGGGCAACUGCCCUUUCGCGCACGUCGGCGGCGCCGCGCUCGCGCGAGCCGCGCUCGACCGGCAGCCCGUCAAGUCGCCCCUCUAUCGCGCGUUCGAGGCGUUCGCGGGCGUCGGCAUAUUCACCGCGGAGGGCGACGACUGGGCGGCGAAGCGAUCGGAGGUGCUCGGCGCGUUUGCGACGGCGGGUCUCGAGCCCCUCGCCGCCGCGUCCAUGCGCGCCGCCGCCGGGCUCACCGCCGAGAUCGACGCACAGCUGGCCGCGGCGGCGCGCGGGAAGGGGGAAACGCGUCGAUCGCCACUCGACGACGCGGAGAAGGGAGAGGGAGGGGAAGGGAGGGGGGGGGUUGGGCUCGAGGUGGACACAGCUGUCGAGAUGGACAUGCUCCCCCGGCUGCAGCGAGCGACGCUUCGCGCCACCUUCGAGUACCUCGCCGGCGUCGACCUACCGACCGCCGCCGCGGCGGAAGCGGGGGACGCGCUCCACGACGCCACGGACCAGCCAGCGCGCCCCGCGGGGGUUUGGGAGGACGAGUACCUCGCCGCGGCGACGGAUCUUCGCGCCCUCAUCCCAGCCCGCGCGAGGAGCGUUUGGAUGCUCUCCGACUGGGCGUACGCGCUCUCGCCGCUGGGUCGUCUCGAGCGGACCCGGAUCCGCGAGGCGCGGCGGCUUCCGGAGCUCGCGCUGCGGGCCGCGGUGCCCGGCUCGCCCCUCGACCACCUGCGCCGCGGCCCCGCGCACAGUCGGCGGCGAUUGGCGGGACGGAGCGGGGGGUCGAUUUUUGGCGAUUGGUUUCUGGGCUUGUUUCGGGGCUUGUUUCGGCUCGGGUCGCGGGACCCUUUGCUGGACGAGGCGACGACUCUCCUCUUCGCGGGGCACGACACGCAGUCGGCGACGUUGUCGUGGGCGCUGCUUCGGCUCGCGGGCGAUCCCGCGGCGCAGCGGGAGCUUCGCGCGAGUCUCGCGGAUGACCCGGCGGCGAUGGAAAGUCUGGGUUUGGCUGCUGGGGAUAAAGCGGCGUCCGCGUCGACGACGCGGACCGAGCCCGUUCAACCCGCGUGGCGGACGAGCGCGGGGGCGCCGGUGCUCGAGGCGUGCCUCCGCGAGACCCUCCGGCUCCACCCCGUGGCGCCGUUCGUGGCGAGGAAGCUGACGAGCGACGCGGUGGCGAGCGCCGGGGCCGACGGCGGCGACGCGUUGACGCUGCCGGCGGGGUGCGCCGCGGGGGUGUGGCUGCACGCGGUGCAUCGCGACCCGGCCGUCUGGGUCGACCCGGACUCGUUCGACCCGUCUCGGUGGCUCAUCACGGACUCGAACGCGGGGGGGCAGGGUGCAGGGUUUAGUCCCAGGGCGGACUCGAUUCAUCAUUCCCAGGGUUCGAACACUCCCGGGGUUCGCGUUCGGUUCAAGGGUUCCGGGUUCAUGCCGUUCGCGACGGGCCCGAGGGCGUGCGUGGGUCAGCACCUGGCGUGGGUGUACAUGCGCGUGGUGCUCGCCAGGUUGGUGUGCGCGUACGAGGUGAGACUGGCGGAGGGUGAGGGCGAGGGCGAUGCCCUGACGCCGUCCGUGGGGUUCACGGUUACACCGGCGAACGCGGCGAGGGUGCGGCUCGUGCCAGUCGGCGGUUGA